AUGCCGCAGUUUAGUGGGGCCGAUUUGGGCGACGACGCAAAUCUGUGGUGUACCAGGGUGGAGGAGUUAACAAAAGAUGUGCCGCAUCAGAGAUUAAGUCUCGCAACUCAUGCGCUUGUUGGUCCAGCGAAGAAGUGGUAUCAGGGAUGGGAAGCACAACCGUGUACGUGGGAAAAAUUCCGAGAAGAUUUGUGCGCAAUGUUUGUCUGUGAGAGGAAAUUACACGAUCGUCUUUUGCGUGCAUUACAAUACGCUAGUGACGGAGUAGUCAGUUAUGCUGAAUGCGCACGUACAAAACUGACGUAUUUAAAACAAACGAGGGUUUCAUUUUCUACCGCCGAAUUCAUCGAACUUAUUGUGGAGUUGAUUUGUUUUUUUUGUUUGACCAACGACGAUUUGCUAGUUUCGUCCCUGAAUUUCGCGACCGUAACUACAAUUACCGAUCCAAAUGUGCGGCAGGCGAUGUUGAACGCACGAUAUAAUACCACGACGGAUUUACUUGUGGGGAUAUCCGAGUACAAGAAGAUUCCUCGAGAAAAGGAGGAACAACACGAAGCAGAGAGAGCACGUCCUUUAUAUCGAAUGGGUUGUUACACCUGUGACACUGUGGGCCAUACGUCUAGACAGUGUACCAAGAAACCGCGGUUGGAUAGGGAACGUAGCCCUUUGAGACGGAAUUCGCCGAAACGUCACUCCCCAAAACGAAGUCCACUAAGGCGAGUUGUUACCUGCACUUAUUGUUCCAAGCGGGGACACGAGGAGGUAAACUGCUGGGCGAAAAGACGUGCAACCCGUGAGGGCCAGGUAGCGAAGAAGCCGGAUAUGAAUGACGGAAAGCACCAGAUGAAUGUCUGUUAUUCCGUCGACCAUAAAUUGACACCUGUUGUGAUACGCGAUAUUCUGGUUCGCGAUAGUUUAAUAGACAGUGGAGCAACGUGUUCUUUAAUUAAAGAACGAGUAGCCAGACGAGCUAAUUGCAAAAUAAACUCGUAUACAACAACGAUACGGGGCAUUUCGGACUCUACUGUAAAGACAGUCGGUAGUACGACUGUUGUGAUAGAAGUGGAUGGACUGUCGUUGGAGGUUGAUUUAUUUGUUGUGUCGGAUAAGUUUGUUCCAUACGAACUUAUCGUUGGAAAAAAUGUUUUGAGUUGUGGUGGGUUACGGAUGGUAACCGAUUCGGACGGGACAACAAAACUUGAACGCGUGUCGGAGAAAAAUCGGAACGGUGGAGGACCAUCCGAUCCGAUGUGCUGUGUCCUGGGGGAGGUAGCCGAGGAGGCUCGUAGCGGCUUAAGAGAACUGCUGGAACGACAUAAGGACAUGAUUGCAGUAGGGAGUAACGUUCGAUGCGUGAGUACAGGGCAAAUGAAAAUUGCUACAAAAGAGGACCGAGCGGUGAGUUACCAUCCUUAUCGUUUGUCUAUUUCGGAGCGAGAGAAGGUUCGUGAAAUAAUUUCUGAAUUAAUGACGAACGGGAUUAUUCGUGAGAAUGAUCAGUUAGAUCGUUUAGGCGAUGCCAAAUAUUUUAUCACAUUGGAUAUGGCGUCGGGUUUUUAUCAAAUUCCAAUUGCGGAAGAUUCUAUUGAAAAGACUACGUUUGUAACGCCCAACGGUCAUUACGAAUUUUUGCGAAUGCCGUUUGGUCUUGCCAAUGCACCAGCUAUUUUUCAACGAGCUAUUAAUAACGCACUAGACAAUUUGAGAAAUAGUAUAGCAUUAGUUUAUUUGGAUGACAUUUUAAUUCCGUCCAAAACUAUCGAAGAAGGAUUAGAUCGCCUGGAGCAAGUUUUACAAGCUUUAGAUACGGCGGGAUUUUCUUUGAAUAUGAAGAAAUGUUUAUUUUUCAAAACACAACUAGAAUAUCUGGGAAGAGAAAUAUCGGGGGAAGGUAUCAGACCAGGUAGUGGGAAAAUAAAAGCAUUGUUGGAGGCGCCGGUCCCAAUCAAUGUAAAACAAUUAGUCCCGUUAAAAACCUUAAGCGGUUCCGAGACUGUACAAGUUUUUAAGGAACGAUUGACACUGUUUGGUACGCCCCGUCUUAUUGUUUUUGAUAAGGGUACAAAUUUCACAUUCAAACAAUUGCAGCAGUUCAUUAUGAAACACGGUAGCGAGGAUCAUUUUAUUGCUACGGGAGCUCCACGAGCUAAUGGUCAGGCCGAGCGCUAUGUAGCGACUUACAGAAAACUUGGAUUUUCACCGAGUCGUUGGCUAUUUGGGUUAGAUCAAGGCCCUGGCACAGUGGUGCGUAUUGAAGAACAGUUACCUCCUACAGGAGAAGAAAUAGAUGUGAUUCGCGAUAGAGACGUUGCAGCCAAACGAUUAGAGGAAAAUGCCGUGAAUCAAGAUGCUAGGUUCAAUAAAACGCGUAGAAAUAAUAUUGAAUAUAAGGAAGGUGACAGUGUUCGUUAA
Messenger RNA from Dufourea novaeangliae, 2412 nucleotides. RefSeq lists its product as uncharacterized. Gene Ontology annotation, biological process: DNA integration. Bases 1 to 2412 code for a protein of 803 amino acids. Gene Ontology annotation, molecular function: zinc ion binding; nucleic acid binding. The record is from RefSeq and is a predicted model, not a curated record. The transcript has 4 exons. Lineage: Eukaryota; Metazoa; Arthropoda; Insecta; Hymenoptera; Halictidae.